Quercus lobata is the source of this 971-nucleotide messenger RNA. RefSeq names its product protein FANTASTIC FOUR 4-like. Bases 80 to 778 code for a protein of 232 amino acids. The record is from RefSeq and is a predicted model, not a curated record. NCBI's taxonomy places the organism in Eukaryota, Viridiplantae, Streptophyta, Magnoliopsida, Fagales, Fagaceae. The transcript has a single exon.
UCUCUCUCUCAACCCACAAUAUCUUCAAUUUCAAUCUCCUGAUUUUCAUUCACAUUCCCCAUAUUUCCAUUGUGAAAACAUGUACUCAAGUGAACCCCAAGACUCAGGUGGCUGGAGCUUCCUCCAAGCUCUAACCAACACUACCAACAACAAUUCCCAGGCUAACGAUGGCAAUUCCUACACUACCAACGACAGUUUUUUGAGGCUAAGUGAAAAUAGUCUUCAAAAGUGCACCGAAAUCCUAGGAGAUGAGACAGGGAGUAUUGUCUUUGAAAGCGAAGAGAUUUGUACUGAAAACAAUAUUCCAAAGAGGCAGAAAGAUUCAUCCAAGAAGAAUGAUCAGUGUAAGAGUUUGCCACCACCGUUGAGCUCAAGUGGUGUGCUGCGUAUUAGGCCUCAUAGAGAAAGCGGUCGCCUUAUUCUUCAAGGGCCUGUCCAUGAUGAUAAUGAUGAAGAAGAAGAAGAAGAAGAAGAAACAGGUAGUGUUGUCCUCGAAAAUGAAGAAAUUCGUACUGACAACAAUUCUCCAAAGAAGCAGCCAAAUUCAUCAUCAUCAAAGAAUAAUGAUGAAGAAGAAUGUAGGAGUACUGUUUUCCCACCACCUUUGAGCUCAACUGGUGUGCUGCAUACUAGGCCUCAUCAUGGAGAAGGUGGUGGCCCUAUUCUUCAACCUGUUCCAGCCCAUGAUGAACAAGAAACUGAGGAAGAGCUUGAUGAGCAAGUUCUUGAAAAACAAGAACAAGAACAAGAACAAUUACAAGAAGAUGAAGAAAAGUGAAAGUGGGUUUGUGAGGGAGUAAUGUAUGUAUGUAUUUAACUUAUGAAUUUAAGCUUAGCCUUUUCUGUAUGUGGUCUAGUCUAGUCUAGUCUAGUUUUGUGGGUUCAUGUGAGAAGAGUUUCUUAGCUUGUUAUCUUUUUGUACUCUAAACUGAGCUAAGAUGAUUUUUAAAAGCAAAAAAAGAAAGAAGAUG